AUGUCUAAUCGUGUACAACAGAUCCAUGAACACACCCAAGCUCAGCAGUGGCAGUAUAUCGACACACGCUCCAACCCAGCAGAUGCUGCUUCCCGAGGUCUGACAGCCAAGCAGCUCUUAGAUGAUAAUUACCGCUGGUUCAGAGGCCCUCACUUCCUAUGGAACCCUGGUGCUUAUCAAGCAGAAGUAGAGAACACUCCAGAACCCUUGGAUCCGAAUGAUCCAGAAGUCAAGGUGUCCACCCUUGCAACACAGAGCGAAGAGAGCUUUCCUGAUCACCUUGAGACUGCCAGGUUGGAUCGGUUUUCCAACUGGUUCAAAGUGAGAAGAGCAGUGGCAGUUUACUUGCGGUUUAAACGCCUAUUAAAGGAAAGAAGAUUCCAGAAACCUACAGAAGCUCAAAGCAGUAAGUCAGUGGAGGAGAGUGCUUCACGUUGUCAUCCCGUAGACAUGGAAGAAAUUGGUCACGCUGAGAUGGUAAUAACGCACUGUCUUCAACAUGAGCAUUUCAAAGAAGAAAUCAAGGCUCUGUCCACGCUUCAAACGAACGGCGAAUUUACUGAUAGAAGGAGAGCCAAGCAGCGUAAUCUUAACCUUAAGAAGUGUAGCAGUCUUUAUCGCUUAGACCCAUACUUGGAUGCAAAUGAUAUCCUGCGUGUUAGUGGCCGAAUACGUAGAGCCAAUAUGCCCGUAGCUUCCAAGCAUCCAGUCAUCCUACCAAGACGGUCGCACAUCACAAAUCUCAUUCUGCAAUGUUGUCACCAAGCAAUCAAGCAUCAAGGUAGCGGAAUGACUCCCAACGAAGUCAGACAACGUGGUUACUGA
Molecule: messenger RNA, 825 nt
Organism: Orbicella faveolata
Lineage: Eukaryota; Metazoa; Cnidaria; Anthozoa; Scleractinia; Merulinidae
Source: RefSeq, a predicted model, not a curated record